Molecule: messenger RNA, 2616 nt
Organism: Vicugna pacos (alpaca)
Lineage: Eukaryota; Metazoa; Chordata; Mammalia; Artiodactyla; Camelidae
Source: RefSeq, a predicted model, not a curated record
AGUAACCACUGUCCCUCCUCCUCCGCAGGAAUGAACGCCGCUGUCCGAGCUGUCGUGCGCAUGGGAAUCUACGUGGGGGCCAAGGUGUACUUUAUCUAUGAGGGCUACCAGGGCAUGGUGGACGGCGGCAGCAACAUCGUCGAGGCGGACUGGGAGAGCGUUUCCAGCAUCCUGCAAGUGGGAGGGACCAUUAUCGGUAGCGCCCGGUGCAAGGACUUUCGUUCCUGGGAAGGCCGCUUGAAGGCUGCUUAUAACUUGAUCCAGCUGGGCAUCACCAACCUGUGUGUGAUCGGUGGGGACGGCAGUCUCACCGGCGCCAACAUCUUCCGGAAAGAGUGGAGCGGGCUGCUGGAGCAGCUGGCCCAGGAUGGCAAGAUCGACAAGGAGGAGGUGCAGAAGCACUCCUACCUCAACGUGGUGGGGAUGGUGGGCUCCAUCGACAACGACUUCUGCGGCACGGACAUGACCAUCGGCACAGACUCAGCCCUGCACAGGAUCAUCGAGGUCGUGGACGCCAUCAUGACGACUGCACAGAGCCACCAGCGGACCUUCGUUCUGGAGGUGAUGGGGAGACACUGCGGGUACCUGGCCCUGGUGAGCGCCUUGGCCUGCGGGGCCGACUGGGUGUUCCUUCCGGAGUCUCCACCAGAAGAAGGCUGGCAGGAGAGCAUGUGCGUCAAGCUGUCGGAGAACCGCGCCCGGAAAAAAAGGCUGAACAUCAUCAUUGUGGCGGAAGGAGCCAUCGAUACCCAGAAUAAACCCAUCACCUCUGAGCAAAUCAAGGAGCUCGUGGUCACGCAGCUGGGUUACGACACGCGAGUGACCAUCCUGGGACAUGUGCAAAGAGGCGGGACGCCGUCAGCCUUUGACAGGAUUCUGGCAAGCCGCAUGGGGGUGGAGGCUGUGGUCGCCCUCCUGCAGGCCACCCCCGAGACCCCAGCCUGCGUGGUGUCGCUGAGCGGGAACCAGGCGGUGCGGCUGCCGCUGAUGGAGUGCGUGCAGAUGACCCAAGAUGUACAAAAGGCGAUGGAUGAGAGGAGAUUUAAGGAUGCUGUGAAACUCCGAGGAAGGAACUUCGAGAGCAACCUGAACACUUACAAGCGGCUUGCCAUCAAGCUGCCUGACUCCCAGAUCCCAAAGAGCAACUGCAACGUGGCUGUCGUGAACGUGGGCGCGCCCGCUGCCGGCAUGAACGCGGCCGUGCGCGCGGCCGUGCGCGUGGGCAUCGCCGACGGACACAGGAUGUUCGCCGUGUACGACGGCUUCGAGGGCUUCGCCAGAGGCCAGAUAAGAGAAAUCGGCUGGUCAGAUGUCGGAGGCUGGACCGGCCAAGGAGGCUCCAUCCUGGGGACAAAACGCACCCUUCCCGGGAAGUUCUUGCAGGACAUCGCGGCCCAGAUGCGCGCUCACGGCAUCAACGCGCUCCUGGUCAUCGGGGGCUUUGAGGCCUACCUGGGACUGUUGGAGCUGUCCGCCGCCCGGGAGAGGCACGAGGAGUUCUGUGUCCCCAUGGUCAUGGUUCCCGCCACCGUGUCCAACAACGUCCCGGGGUCCGACUUCAGCAUCGGGGCCGACACCGCCCUCAACACCAUCACCGACGCUUUCCAGGGUUCGCUGGUGAUGGCAGACACGCGGGGCAGCCACCCCGAGUUUCGCGUCCCCAUUUGUGUUGUCCCUGCCACCACUGAUAACAACAUCCCAGGCACAGACCUGAGCGUGGGCUGUGACACUGGCCUGAAUGUGAUCGUGGAGACGUGCGACCGCAUCAAGCAGUCGGCCAGCGGGACGAAACGCCGUGUCUUCAUCAUAGAGACCAUGGGCGGCUACUGCGGCUACCUGGCCAACAUGGGGGGCCUGGCCGCCGGGGCCGAUGCCGCCUACAUCUUCGAGGAGCCCUUCGAUAUCCGGGACCUGCAGUCCAACGUGGAGCACCUGACGGAGAAGAUGAAGACCACCAUCCAGAGGGGUCUCGUGCUCAGGAACGAGAGCUGCAGCGUGAACUACACGACCGACUUUAUCUACCAGCUUUACUCUGAGGAGGGCCGGGGCGUGUUCGACUGCAGGAAGAACGUGCUGGGCCACAUGCAGCAGGGUGGAGCACCUUCGCCGUUUGACAGAAACUUCGGGACCAAACUUUCUGCCAGAGCCAUGCAGUGGGUCACCGCGAAGCUGAAGGAGCCGCAGGGGGCAGGAAAAAGGUUUGUAGCGGAUGAUUCCGUGUGUGUGCUGGGAAUAAGCAAAAGGAACCUUGUGUUCCAGCCCGUGGCAGAGCUGAAGAAGGAGACGGACUUCGAGCACAGGAUCCCCAAGGAGCAGUGGUGGCUGAAGCUCCGGCCCCUCAUGAAGAUCCUGGCCAAGUACAAGGCCAGCCUCGAGCUGUCAGACACCGGGCAGCUGGAGCACCUGCAGCACCGGGGCCCCGAGGAGCUGGCCGCCAUCUAGACCCGCCUUCCUGCUUUGUAACGUCUAAGUUAUUUAUCAGCACUUUGAGGCUCGCGCGGUUAACCCUGCUCACAGAGCCCGUCUGCGGGUCCAGCACGAGGCGUCCACUGUCUCAGCCUGUCUCCUGCUUCAGCACCUGCGUGUCCCACAGAUUAAACGUCUGCCAAACUCCCA